Molecule: messenger RNA, 1769 nt
Organism: Hyphopichia burtonii NRRL Y-1933
Lineage: Eukaryota; Fungi; Ascomycota; Pichiomycetes; Serinales; Debaryomycetaceae
Gene: UGA33
Product: Uga33p
Exons: 2
Coding region: 42-1769 (575 amino acids)
Biological process (GO): positive regulation of transcription by RNA polymerase II
Cellular component (GO): nucleus
Molecular function (GO): DNA-binding transcription factor activity, RNA polymerase II-specific; zinc ion binding; transcription cis-regulatory region binding
Source: RefSeq, a predicted model, not a curated record
CUUUGAUUCAAUCCGAUACUUGGCGGGCCAGUUUGGUAGAUAUGUUUUCGACACUUGAUGCCACUUCCUUGAAAGUGAUAAAAAGCCAAAAGCCAGAUGAAAAUUCGAAAUCUUCGAUUUCCGUUAGGCAAUUCAUGGUUGAUAAACCUGAUUCGAAGAAGAAGCUGAGAUCAAAGACUGGCUGUUUACAUUGCCGAUUCAAAUUGAAGAAGAAGUGUGAUGAAGUCCAUCCUACUUGUACGUCGUGUAGGAAGAGGGGGGUGGAAUGCGUUUGGACUAUUCAACAAUUUAACCCAAAGACCACCAAACAUAGCCUUAGUAAAGUGGAAGAUUUGAAAGGCUUGUUUAGUAGUAAGAAUUCUCCAAAUUAUACUCUAGAUGAACCAUUUUCUCCAUUUUUGAAAGAUAUUUUACUAAAUGAAGAGCCGCUAAAUUCCAUAGAAGAGUUGGAUGAUAAUGGUGAACCUAUUGAAAAUUAUAUAAAUCAAGCUGUUUACACCCCAAUAUAUCUUCAGCCAUCUAGUAAUUUCCAGUUGUUUCUUGAUGGGUCAGGUAUUGAGCUAUUUGAUGUCUACAGAUACCGCGUGAUUCCAAUGAUUAGUGUUUGUCCAGACUCUUCCAACUACCUUUUGAAAACUUACGUUACUUUGGCGGCUACUGAAGAAGCAAUUCUGAAUUCUUUGGCGGCUUGGGGUGCGGCCAAAAGGGAUGGUCCUGAUAGCGAAAGUCGGAACUAUUAUCGAAAUAAAGCAAGAGAAAUCAUCGAAGAAAAGUAUAUAAAUAACCCAAAUCUUGAUAAAUAUGGUUUCUAUGUCCUACUUGCCUAUUAUCUUAUUGAUAGCGGGCUGGAAGUAUUCCUGGGUGAUACAAACAAAUGGUAUGUUUCUUUUAAAUUAGCUGAAGACUUACUUAGAAGGUAUGGGUCAGCUAAGAAAUUUUUACAUGAUUUUAAUUAUUCGAAUGAUGCAAAAUUUUUGAUCGCAAAUUUCCAAUAUAGGGACAUCAUGUCAUCAGUUUCUUUGAGAUUUGGUACGACAUGUAAAAUAUUAACUUAUCAAGAUGCUUUUAGUAAACAGUUCAGUUUAUUGGAAUAUGGAAUCGAUCCUUAUCAAGGUUGUAUUCAGGGCCUUUAUUUGCUUAUGGGUGAAAUAUUCAAUGGAAGUGUAGAGUUGAAACAUAGUCGUGAAGAUCUAAAUGCGAGAUUGAAACAAGCUGAUGAGGUUCUACCACAUGAUGAAGAAUUUACAAAAGAUGUCAAUAACAGAAGGGUCAAACAUUAUAUUAACGCUGACUCUAUAUAUUUCGAGCUAUUAAGCAAAAUAGAGAAGAUAUCACCAAAUGAAGAUCAGCUAUAUUUCUUGAUGAAUAAUUCUUGUGAGCUUGAUUACCAUUUAGCAUUAUUUGAAUUAUAUCGAAAUACCUGUAAACUAUAUUUAUUGAUUUACAUUCGUCAAAUCCAACCCAUAUCAAGUGAGAUCCAAUUGAUUUUACUUGAUUCUUUCAAACUAAUAGAUUUUGUUAUGGAAAGUCAUCUUCGUACCUCAUUAGUCAUGACAUUAAUAGCAUGUGGUGUGUGUUGUGUAACUAAUUUAGAUCGCUGUGAAAUGAGAAAGAAGUUCAACAAACUCCAUUCACUCUGCAAAGUCGGAAACGUUAAGAAGGCCUUAAAGAUUGUGGAAGAAUGUUGGCUUCGAAACACCAAGGGUGAAUAUUGCCAUGACUGGGUUACGGUUUGUGAGGGAUUUGGUUGGAAAUUAUCUGUUUGCUAA